AUGACUUUAGAUUCAGCAUCAAUUUUUGAGGAUUGUGAUGUGUCAUUGGAGCUCUCUAUGGAAAAUAGCAACGCUGAUAGAGUGAUUCGAGGCUGCAAAUCUGUGCCUGGGACUGCUCCUAUUCUGUCAGCUGUGAAUGGUAAAGCCAUGGUAUGGCUGACAAGGAAGGCGUAUGAUGAUAACGGUUACUGGUUUCAAGUUAAAAUUACAGCAUUGAGAACUGAGAUGCAAGGAAAUCAGGAUACUGCCAGCACAGGCGAUAUUGGAAAAAUUAUUGGAAUAACUGUUGGAAUUAUUGUUUUUCUUGUGAUUUUAAUAAUCAUAUGUAUAUGUUGCUACAAAAGACGAAAUGCUAACGAAAAGCCACAGGAAAACAAAAAUGGCAAAUUAAAUGACAAACUGGAUAAUUCUCUAUCCCCUUAUGUAGGCCAUGGGUAUGAAAACAACAUGGCCAAACUCAGUUAUGAAGACUCAUUUCAUCAGUCGCCAGGUUCUGACAGAAAAUUACUAAGCAGUGAUCAGAAGUCAAAAUCUGCACUUGAAAGAUUUGGGGAUACCUCAGCACGUAAGGAGAAGUCGGAAGGGGUUGAUGCAACACCAAAAAGAGACAGACACCAGAAUCAUGGUUUUAAUAGAAACGAAACCAAUUUUGGUCAGGAUGUUGGAAGGAAUGUUUCUAAGCAAAGAUUUGCAGAUGAAUGUUUGGAAAGAGCAUCUGAUCAGAGCUCGCUGACAGAUUUAUCAUCACUUGCUGUAGCAAGUAAGCCUGUAAGCACACAGAAAUCAAUGCAAGAUUCAAAAUCAUCUCCAAAGCCUUCAGGUUUGCGCAGACCAAGAGAGAACAAGUCUGAUUCCAAUCAGUAUCAGCCUUCUGCUACAUCAGAAUUUGAUAGAUACAAAGAUGGAAAAGACGAGGACAGAAGUUAUAAAUCAAAUAAGAAUCUCAGCUCAGACAAGUAUGAUGCAGGGUGGGAGAAGUCUCAAAGGAAACCUGAUGAGAAGAGGAGACAUAAUGAUUAUGAAGAAUAUGAUAAUGAAGAGAGAAUAAGAGAUAGGGGGCCUAAAGCUGACAGGAAAUUACGUAAUUAUAGUCAAGAUGAUGAUGAUAGUGAUCAGAUGGAAGAUACUCGGAAGAAUAAGAAAAGAAGUGAAAGCUCAGAUAAGCAUGAUGUAAGUUGGGAAAAAUCGCAAAGGAGACCUGACGAGAAGAGAAGACAUAAUGAGUAUGAUAACGAAGAUAAAAAAAGAGAAAAGGAAAUUCAAAAGAAGAAAAGUGAACGUGAUGGUAGGUCUCAUAGCAGAGAAGAUGUUAGAGAGCAUGAAGGAAGAUUUAUAAAAUCCGCGAGUGGCCGUAAACCCAAGAGCAAAAAUCCCAAGAUGGGGAGAUCAAGAAGCACAGGUAAUGCACUAGAUGACUUGUACUCGGAUGAUGGGAAAAUGCAACCUAAAUCAUCCAGUGUUAGAUCUCUCAGCGUCAUGGAUGAUGAUGACACUGAACUGGACAGCAACUAUCAGCCCUUCAAGCGAUCUGGCUCUAAGACUUCACUGUAUGCUUCACGCUCAUCUCUGUAUGGUAGAAGACGUAAGAAUUCAAUGGGUGAAACAAUGUCCAUGUCUUCUUAUGCACUGUCUUCGUAUGUACAUGAUGAUCUGGACUCACGUGUGGGAGACUUUGAUAGUUCAUUGUUGUCUCAUAAGGAGAAGGAGCGGCUGUUCAAGUCUACAGGAGACUUGAAUGUUAGCUCUGCUAUCAUUGUCCGUGAAUGUGCAACACAGACUGGAAGCAGCAAAGAAGUCUCUGUCUAUGGGAAGAGAACUGUUCCACAAAGGAAACACGGAAAACGCUAUAACCGUGGUACUCAGACGACACGACAAAGAAGAGAUUCAGGAGCAUCUGAAAAAUCUGGGAGGUCUGAGAGAUCUGGAAAGUCAGUGAGAUCAAACCGAAAUCUACGGUCAAAAAGCAGAAGUAAGGAAAGUCUGAGCAGGAGACAUCGUUCAAGAUCCAGAGAUUUAAGUGAUGAUGACACCAACCAGUACCACAGUCGCUCAAAGUCAAACCAAAGAGAGAAAUAUACCAGUGACAGAAAUGGGAAAAGUUCACGAAAUAAAUCCAAAGAAAGAUCACAUUCCAGGCAGAGACAUAGAGAUCACAGUGAAAGCGAAGAUGAACAGUCUCAAUAUUCUUCAAAAUCUUAUGAAACAAACAAGACUGAACAGAAUUCCCAACUUAGUUUUGCCCCAUACAGCAGUGUUCCUGCUCAACAUGCUCAUCAGUAUGGCCAGCAAAUACCUCAGUUUCUUCCAGCAGGCUACCCUCCAGCAGGCUACCCAAUGGUCAUUCAACAACCCACAACUGCCUUCAUAUCCACUGAUCAGAAUGGGAUGCCUGUCAUAAUUCCUGUAACGUCUCUGACCGAGCGUGCCAUACAACAAAAGCCUGCUGUACCUGUAAAACCAAAUGCAUCCAAGUGGGACCAGCUGGUGAAUAUCACAGAUGACAUAAAGAAAAGACGACAUCAAAUGGGGGAAUCCUUGGAAACUGAGUCGGUGAUGAGUUCAGUAUGGAGUCAGCCUCGGGUUCACCGUUCUGAAUCACCUUACACAAAAACCCAGAAGAUGCAGGGAUCUGAUCGUAUCUAUGGUUCACAGUAUGCGGCAGCUUAUGAUGUAGGGACACCAGACAGUGAAUACACUGUUGGCUACAGCAGAAACUAUUCUGCAACAGACAGCAGUGUGUGA
This is a messenger RNA of Candidula unifasciata, 2742 nucleotides long. NCBI's taxonomy places the organism in Eukaryota, Metazoa, Mollusca, Gastropoda, Stylommatophora, Geomitridae. The record is from the annotation of a GenBank genome assembly.